CUUGAGAGAAUCACAUUCUAUUGACUGUUACCUACCGCGAGGCAUUGGCCAUGCUGUUCGGGCUUUCGUCAUGCGACCAAGCAAGAAUCAACUGAGAAGGGCAAGGAAGAAGGCUUUGAAACAUCAGGCUACUGACGCCACACCUGAUGAGAUACAAACGGACUCUCAGAUAGGGGAGACUUUAUCGACUGGUGUUCCACAGGGAAAAGGAGAGGAAGGACAUAUCACGGCAACCCCAGAUCUUGAGGAUCCGUUAUGGCAGACAUACAAGGAUAUCAUCAGUAGAUUCGAUGAGGUCGGGGAUAAUGCAACACAGACCAAGGAGCCCGAAAAACCGGAAGUCUAUUUUGACGAUGAUAAUGAAAUCCCAGACGAAGAUGAAAAGGAGCCCAAACUCUCAAAAAGAAAGCGCAAGGAAUUGAACAAGCUUUCUGUCGCUGAACUCAAGGCAAUGGUUCGGAGACCAGAAAUCGUCGAGUGGACAGAUACUUCGGCUCCUGACCCUCGGCUUCUUGUACACAUAAAAUCCCAGCGCAACGUUGUUCCGGUCCCUUCACACUGGUCGUUGAAACGAGAGUAUCUUUCCUCCAAAAGAGGAAUUGAGAAACCUCCUUUCGCGUUGCCUAAAUUUAUCCAGGAGACUGGGAUUUCGGAGAUGCGAGACGCCGCCUUAGAGAAGCAAGAACAAGCGACCCUCAAACAGAAGCAGCGAGAGAGGGUUCAACCUAAAAUGGGAAGAUUGGAUAUUGAUUAUCAGAAAUUAUACGAGGCAUUUUUCCGAUUCCAAACGAAGCCAGAAUUAACUCGCUAUGGUGAAGUUUACUAUGAAGGCAAAGAAUAUGAGACCAAUCUCAGACAUUUACGACCGGGUGAGCUCAGCGCUGAGCUGAAGGAAGCACUCAAUAUGCCACCGGGCGCUCCCCCUCCUUGGUUAAUUAACCAGCAGAGGUAUGGCCCACCCCCGUCAUACCCAGCCUUGAAGAUUCCAGGUCUUAAUGCCCCCCCUCCUGCUGGUGCCAUGUGGGGUUAUCAUCCUGGUGGCUAUGGCAAGCCACCAGUCGACGAACACAACCGCCCUCUUUAUGGUGGUGACAUCUUUGGUGUACUGCAACCUCAGCAGACAGUGCAGCAGGGCGAGCCUGUUGAGAAGGAUCUCUGGGGGGAGCUACAAGAACCUGAACCAUCCGAUGAAGAAAGUGAAGAUGAAGAAGACGAGGUAGAUGAAGAAGACAUGGAAACCGGCGUUCAGACCCCUGGCGGCAUCGAGACGCCAAGCGGGGUAGCAUCAGCUGUUCCUUCUGAGUUAACUGGCGAAGAGAAUGUUUCAGGUGAAUUUGACGUGCGCAAGCAUUAUCGAGGAACACAGACAGAAGAGUCUGUAGGCCAUAAGAGCGCUUUUCAAGUUAUCCCAGAGCGACAUACCAAUGUCCGGGGCUUCUUCGGUGGUGACAGGGUGUAUGAUCUCGCCGCGCCUCCAGAGAACUUGGCUGUGCUCGGUACUGAGGACCAAAAUCGGAAACGCAAGAAGCCUGGCGACAUUGAUGUAUCCGUGGAUCCAGAUGCCCUACAAUCAAGUGACGGGUUUAACAAGGAAGAUAUUCGAAAGCUUUACGAAUCGCAAAGGCAACAGGAAAACAACCCGAGCUGGGGAUUUCAGGAAGAUCUAAGUGAUAUGAUCGCCCAGGAGAGCCGGAAGAGGCUCAAAAAGGAAGAAGAAAAACGCAAUAGGCACUGAUGGCCGGUUUCCAGCUAUUUUUAUCGGACAUGAUUCGCAGAAUCUGUACCAACAAAGUCACUGUAUUCUUAACUCUCCUGAAAAUGUAGCUUUACGGAACCAGAUGAUUAUCGAAAAAUAUUUGCGUUCG
Molecule: messenger RNA, 1865 nt
Organism: Aspergillus alliaceus
Lineage: Eukaryota; Fungi; Ascomycota; Eurotiomycetes; Eurotiales; Aspergillaceae
Product: U2 snRNP complex subunit CUS1
Exons: 3
Coding region: 71-1735 (554 amino acids)
Biological process (GO): mRNA splicing, via spliceosome
Cellular component (GO): nucleus; U2-type spliceosomal complex; precatalytic spliceosome
Source: RefSeq, a predicted model, not a curated record